AUGGUGUACGACCCCGCCUUGUACCGCGACAAAGAGCGCUUUCUUGGCAUCCUCGUCGCCGAUCUCACAUCCGCCCAGCUCGAUGCAGUCCAGGAACUCUUCGGCAUUGGCGCCAACAUGUGCUCCCCAUAUCCUGCAGAGCAACUAUUCAUCGAAGACAAACGCGACUUGUCAAACCUCUCCCAUGCAGACUUGAGGAGAGCCUUCCCCGAAGCAGAUCCCUUGCUUGUUAUCGACGCUCAAACACCCAUCGACGGCGGUAUCUGGUAUCUCGACGGCUUUGCUGAGCAAUUCGACGUCGAUAAGGGAUUAGCCGAGAACUUGGACACUCUUUAUAAGAUUCGCAUGGAUAUUCGCGACGUUGUCAUCACGCAUGUGAACUACAAUAUCGCCAAUACCGAUAUCCGAAAUGAUCUAGAAAUGGUCGGUGUACCUUAUCCCAUACCGGAGGAUUUUGUUCAGGACAAAAUGUUCUGCAUGGGUUUCGAUCAUAUCAAGUAUCGUUACGUAAACCCGACUUGGGUCACAGCUACACCGGACGAGCUAGAAGAGAGUGCAAAUAGCAGAGACUUGGACAACUUCAUCCCACGGCCGGGGAUCGUCUAUCGAAUCAAAGAAGAUAUCGCGAGAGAGGCGGGCUUGAAGAGCGCAUGGAUGAUCGCGAGCGAUAGAUCCGGGGAAGUGAAAUUACCUGAUGGCACCAAGAUAGCAUUUCCCCCAGGGAGCAAGAUUGUCCAAUCUAUGUACGACCCUGAUGUAGCGAUACCAGUACCGCAGGGUAUCCACUCACCGCCGUUGAAUUUGAGCCCCGCACGAGCCCGUUCUCAUGCCGGAACACAACCUCUACACAUCGUCUCGAACAGCUCAUCAGAACCACCAGACAUGACAUCUUUCCGCUUCCUCGACCUCCCCCGCGAGAUUCGCGACAAGAUAUAUGGCAUCCUGCUAUGCACAUUCCCGCGUCCCGAGUCUGUUACGCACGGCACAAUGCUGUCUAAGAAAGACUUCAGUCCAAGCAUCCUACGCGUUAACAAGCAAAUCUACGCCGAGAGCUACGAUGCUAUGAUCAAAGGGAACCGGUUCCUGCUCGUAUCUUCGACUGGCGGUCUACAUUUCGCCUACAUGCUCAAGGCCAAUUCGGUACCAACACUAGCUUUCGACUUGGACAACGGCACCAAGACGAAGAAGAAGAGCGGCAAUAAGGUCUUCAAGCCCAUCACCCAACGUUUUCGAGGCUACGCCAUGCAUGUCACCAUAGGGAACAGCAACUCUCGAUGGAGGAAGGAGUUGCCACCUUCAGAGCUGUUGGAACCUUGCAACGUUAUCAUGUUAUUUCGAGACGUCGAGCUCCUCUGCGAGGCCAUCAAAGGAGGUGACGAUCGUCUGGAAGACUACAAGAAUCUUGUAACCUUGGAUUUCGAACUUGCACCGGUGAUCAAGCGUCCACCAUACCAGCUCGAAGGCCCAACGGCUUACUUCUCUUCUACCAAAACCCAGGGAGAGCUGUUGGAGCCUUUCCGCCAGAGCUUCCGCGACAUGCCACGGGUCACCAUCGGUGGUACUGUCGAGGAAGCCCUUGCUAAGUCAGCCAAAGAAGACUUCGCACGCAGCAAAUUCCAUGAUCUGGACGCUGUCAUCUCAUCAUGGACCGAGAGAAAAGCUGAGGGAACACAGCUAUUCAAGCAAGGCGACGGUGGCUGCCUGAAACUUUGGGCUGGAAUCAGAGACGAGAUCGAUGAAGCCCACAAGUCAGACAUAUGGAAGCGUCUGGUCGAGCAAGGCGGCCCUUCAUUCGUAGCAAAGGUUGCCGAGCUCUACUACACCACGAAUCUCAACAUCGUAGCCAUCGGACUCAAAUGGCUAGAAGAAGGAGACCGGGAGGUCCUGCCCGGCAUCCAAAAGUCCUACGGAGAGGUGAAGAGUAGCACCAAGGAGGGAUACUGGGGCGUCGAGCACUCAUGGAAACCUUCGCCGGCGCAAGAGAUGAGGAGCACGUUCCGAUACGCCAAAUUUUUGAGGCUCUGGGGAGAGUCCAGCUUGGUCCCGUUUGCGCUCGCGACCAUCAACAUGCUGGCUACUCGUAAUCCUGAUGAUGCCGCGAUUCUUGAAGAGCAGCGUAAGAUCAAGGCUUGGAAGCGCAGCGUGGGGCCUAUUGAUGACAGCGCCUUCAACGCUAUGAUGAGCGGUCUGAACACAUAA
Molecule: messenger RNA, 2199 nt
Organism: Alternaria infectoria
Lineage: Eukaryota; Fungi; Ascomycota; Dothideomycetes; Pleosporales; Pleosporaceae
Exons: 2
Coding region: 1-2199 (732 amino acids)
Source: RefSeq, a predicted model, not a curated record